Nerophis lumbriciformis (worm pipefish) is the source of this 276-nucleotide messenger RNA. NCBI's taxonomy places the organism in Eukaryota, Metazoa, Chordata, Actinopteri, Syngnathiformes, Syngnathidae. The record is from RefSeq and is a predicted model, not a curated record.
AUGUGGCCUGUAGUUUGGACAGCCAUGCGGACCUACGCCCCAUAUGUCACCUUCCCCGUGGCUUUUGUGGUGGGAGCAGUGGGCUACCACCUGGAAUGGUUUAUCAGAGGGAACCCAAAACCUCGAGAGGAAGAGAAGAGCAUUCUUGAACUGAGGGAGGAAAGAAAACUGCAGGAACAGGUUGGGAUGGACGGAACUCAGGUCCUUAGCCUCAAGGAGAAACUGGAAUUUACGCCUAAAGCAGCUCUGAAUAGGAACCGUCCUGAGAAAAGCUAA